Messenger RNA from Gadus macrocephalus (Pacific cod), 3242 nucleotides. RefSeq lists its product as uncharacterized. The coding region runs from base 1281 to 2852 and encodes 523 amino acids. Lineage: Eukaryota; Metazoa; Chordata; Actinopteri; Gadiformes; Gadidae. The record is from RefSeq and is a predicted model, not a curated record. The transcript has 10 exons.
AAAAAUGGAGUGUCAUUAUUGCAGAGUAAACCUAUUUUCCUCUGGAUAGAGUAGUUAUAACAAUGUACAGAGUAAAAUCGUCUAAAUAGUAGUGUCAAAAGUGAGAGUUAAGUCCAACAUGCACACAAUGACCAAAUCUACUCUACAUGGUGAUGAUUCCCCGCGAAAGUACUAGAACUGAACUGGAGCUCGAGCUGGCAGUGGCACGUUGGAAAUCGUCUCUCUUUUAAGUUUGGUAAGUUUGUAUGAAUAUUUGUAGGUUUUCACCAUCUAGCUAGAUAUUUUUCCACUAACGACCAACUUUUUGCAAUACAUUGACGAUGAUAGACGAUGGUAGGCGUAUUAAGUUAAGUUAGGCAUGCAUAGAUGUAGUUAGCUAAUCAAUAUGCCUCACUGACUUCAAGUUCAGAUGCAUUCGACUGCAAUACCACGUCAAGAACUUAGAAGUAAUACAGUUGAUAACGAAAUUCAUUUAAAUUACACAUUUCAGACUUGAUUUACUUGUUAACACCGUGCAAUGUAUGGGUUAGUGAUAAUUGAAGUUGUUCGGCCGGGUGGGUGACGUUGGGUUAACGUACCAAAAUGUUAGCAAGUUAGCUUGACAACGUGGUUUCUGCCCAAGUUGAAAUAAUUUGCAAGAUGUUAUGUUGUCGUGCUUGACUUGUGCCUGUCUGAAACCAGACAUUGAGAGUAAUUUCAACAAUUGCUGAAUGGCAAGAAAGUCAUUAGAAAGACACGAGGUUAUACUCUCAGCUAACAAGUUUAUUAGCACCCCGUAUAUCAACCUAUUGAUACUGUAAGAGGAGAUUUAUUUUUGUGAAUAAUUGUGUAAAAGAAAAUAUGAUUUCUAUGAUGGUUAAUGAUUUGAUAAAUAUAUUCUUUACAUUAUUAUUUAGAUUGGGGAACUACUUCUUCCUAUGUAGUUUGUAUCCAUAGGGUUCACCGUAGUUAGGUUGGGCGGAGUGAUACGCCGCACACAAGAGGCUAGUUUCAAGUUUGUUACCGGCGACAAGGGUGCCACUUGUCUGUUUUCUUGAGCGGAGAAUAAAACAUAUACAAGUUGCUCUGAAGAAGCUGUCCCCGUGCUGUUCUUACCCACGACCCCAAAAAUAGACUUUAUUAAGGUGACGCUAACUUACACCCAGCGUUACAAUACCAUAAGUCCGUGAGUGUUUAUUAGACCAUUACGUUUUCUAAUAACUUUGCUCUGAUUCUUCAGAGAAUAUUUUGAUGGAUAUUAACAGUUAUUCAACCUUCCUUAAAUUUAAAUUUAACAGAAAAUGCUUCUGCGUGUCUCGUUUGGCGGAGUGCAGAAGUACAUGAAGCUGCCUGAACUAACAUUCUGUGAUUUCUUGAGAGAAGUGAGUCUAAAAUGUAACAUUGCUGAAGACAGACGGUUGGACAUCAAGGUUUAUGACCAGUCUAACACAGAGGUCGACUCUGAGGUUUUUGAGGAGAUCGUACAAGAGUUCCAUGGACCUUUCCUAAUUUCAUUGGCCAAUGAAGCACCUGGUUACCCUCAGUCCACGUCAUCUCCAUGCUCAAUUGCAUCGGAAGACACAAUGAUCCUCAACUUCUCGUUGUGUGACCCAGCUGAGGAGCCAGUUGCAGCCGAAGGAAGUCAACCUAAAAGGCCUUGCCGCAUUAACUAUGAAGCAAAAGCUCUGAUUGAAAAAAUCUUGACGACAAAGCCUGGAGGUGACCGUGUCAUGGAGGAGUAUGCGAAAACUAAAUCAAUUACAGAUUCAACCAGAAGACAGCUCAUCAACAUACUUACUGCAGGGAUGACGGAAACACAUGGGACAUCGCCGCCCCGGAGUGUAAAAGUGAUGUAUGCACAGGGGAUUGUCGCUCUGUUUCCAUACCUUGAAGACCCAUAUUCACAGAAUGGCUAUGAACAUUACUACGAUCCUGAAAGUGGUUCAGGCUACAUUGCAUGGCGGUUGAAGACAAUUCAACGAAAAGCUGCUGAGGAAAGAGGUCCUGCAGUUAGUACAUCUCCUAAAGUUGGUGGGCCAGGCCAUGGGCAUACUAGACCCUUUACUGCCGACACAGUCCUGACUGACGAGGAAGUGGAAUGCGCUAUCGCUUUGUUGAGACACACUUCUGAUGAGGAGACCAUCCGUGAAAAGAUGAAAGUCACUUUCGCAUACCGCCACGCCAUGGUCAAUGAUGAGAACAAAUCAGCAGAGGUCUUCUCAGUAUUUCCACGGUUCCUAGACACACCAGGACUGAUAGAACAAGAUUUUAGAGUGAUGUUUGGUGAGCAGACUGCCAACAAGUUCAUGGAGAGGUGGCCUACCACUUUCAAAGCAGGAGUCAUUAAGGAAAGCCAUGGACUGGUCCCCUCCACAGACCUUCUUGAUUUAAUGCGCAACGCUGAGACAUCUACUGAAGUUGAAAAAGGCUGGGACAGUGACAUGUCUGCCAUCAUACUGCUGCUACAUCUGCUACCACCAUCUGCACAGGGACGAAAGAGGCCAGGGAAGAUAUCAGCAUCUAAUGCAGUUUAUCACCUCAUCAAAUUCCAAAAGACGGGAACAAGCGUGCAGCAGCAUCUUGACAACAUCGCUCAAAGCAGUCAGCCCUACCUCCUUGCUCAGGGACCCACAAAAAGCAGCAUUCACUCUUUCUUCAUUGCCAUCGACAAGCAUGCACUUCCAUGCCAAGCCACCAGCUCGGUUGGAGCCCUGGAUGAGCUCUUCAAGGCCCACUAUGUGUUUGGUACAUCUUACAGUCCUGCCUUGAACAACUUUUUCACUUUUCUGCAAACUUCCAUUUACAACAUUGACGUGGGGAAAACUAAGGAAGCGCCAAGAAUUGCAGAGUUGCGAGCGAGAAUGGUGCGUUAGGCACUCUUGAAAUUAAACAAUGAGGUGCUUUCUUUGCAGCAAUGUCUUUGGUGAAGCAAACAAUCUAGUAAAGCACCUCAAAGUAAUACAUGGACUCUGUACGGGAAGGACUCUUUAUCUUCAAUGUGGCCAAGUGGGAUGGUCACGUUUUUUCAAUAGUUUUUCUGGUCUUAGGAAGCAUCUGAAUAAGUGUCAUGUGAAUAGUGCAUGUGAUGUUAUUGUUGAAACUGAACCACCACAUUGUCAAUGUGUUCUUGAUAGUACUAAUGCAAAUCCCGCAGAAGAGACAUAUGAGGCUGAGGUUGAGUCAGAGCCAGCAUUAUCGUCAGAACACCUUGUAAAUAGUUGUGCCUCUGUCAUUUCAGAUCUAAAGGCAGCAGGUGUAGCCCA